AAUAAGUCUUGACUCUUACUUGGAACAGCCGUGAAAAAGGAGAACAAACAUCAGCAGCAGCAGCAGCAUUGGAGACCUAAAACGACGGUCGUCUCUGAAAAAAAGCGACCAGAACCGAGUCGAAGACAAACAGCAUCAUGUUUUCUCGCAGGUGGAGGUUUGGUUUUGACAGAUUCACUGAGGUAGACCUCUUCACAGACCGCCAUGAGACCAGUGCAGAGACUCUUUCUCAGGCCAUCAGAGCUGCAGCAUCUGAGGAGCCAGAUGCAGACGGCAGCGUGCUGUUUGGCCACCUAAGGGGCACCGUGGUCGGCCUCAGAUAUUACACAGGGGUGGUGAACCAAGGAGAGAUGGUCGGUUUAGUGCGGCAGCCCCAGAAUCCUUAUGACCGCAAAGCAGUAAUGGUUGCCAACGUUUAUGGCAACCAGGUAGGACACAUCAAGAAGGAGCUGGCUGCAGCUAUGGCUUAUGUCAUGGACAACAACCUGGCUAAAGUUGAGGGGGUGGUGCACUCAGGAACGAAAAACACAUUCACCAUGCCGGUGAAUCUGUCCUUUUGGGGGAAAGAAGAGAACAAAAACACUGUGAUGGAAUCUAUGGCACGUCGUGGAUAUAAACUGAACACAGGUGUAGGCAUUCAAGCAGGUGCGUACCAGAAAUCAUCCAGUGGUCCAGUUGCUUGUGGAUUUCCACCUAAAAAAGGCCUGACCAUCCCACUGACUGCAGAGGAGCUAAAAAAUGCAUUUGAUAACCUGUUUGAAGGGUUGAUGGAGAGUAAAGAUGGGGAGAAAGAAGCAGCUGAGGCUGUGAGCACUUCCCUCCUGCCUCACCAGAAGCAGGCGCUGUCCUGGAUGUGCGCUCGAGAAAACAAAUCUGCUCUGCCGCCGUUCUGGGAGAAGAGAGGCGAGCUGUACUACAACAGCCUCACAUGUUUCUCAGCCAAAGAAAUACCAGAGAGGGUUCGUGGAGGAAUACUGGCAGACGACAUGGGGUUGGGUAAAACUCUGACAACAAUCUCUUUGAUCCUCACCAACUUUCACAAUGGAAAGCCACUGCCUGUGGAGAUAUGUGAGAAGCAGUUUUCACCUACGAAAGCUAAAGCACAGAUGUCGCCCAAACUUGAAGGGAGCAGCAGUGCAGGAAUGGGCAAUACUGCAGGAGGCUCUUUAUGCUCAGACGGAACCCAGGUGGAGGCAACACCAGAUGUAGUGGAGAUAGCAGAUGAGCCAGAGAAAAGUACAAGCAAAGGCAAGAAACCCAUGAAGCGAAAGCCCAGUAAAGAGGCUUCAGUAUUGUUUGAGGAUCUGGACUUUGCUGCAGCGCUGAGUGGCUCAACAUCAGAUACAGCCUCAAAGAAGAAGAAAACUGCCAGCGCCACACAGCGUGUGGAAUCCUCCGUCACUGAAAACACAGAUGACUUAUCAGCCAAAACAACUCUCAUCAUCUGUCCGCUGUCUGUGCUCAGCAACUGGCUGGACCAGUUUGAGCAGCAUGUGCAUUCUAACGUGAAGCUAAACGUCUAUCUGUACUACGGUUCAGAGCGCAACAGGAGCAAGAAGUUUCUGUCCUCUCAGGAUGUGGUGGUCACAACAUACAACGUCCUUUCUUCUGAGUUCGGGAAUAAAAGUCCCCUACAUGGGAUCAACUGGCUGAGGGUCGUGCUGGAUGAAGGACACAUCAUAAGAAACCCAAAUGCACAGAUGAGUAAAGCUGUGCUCGACCUGAAAGCUCAGAGACGCUGGAUUCUUUCAGGUACUCCUAUCCAGAACAGUGUGAAGGAUCUGUGGAUGCUGCUGGCCUUCCUGCGUCUGAAGCCCUUCGAUGUGCGAGAGUGGUGGAACAGAGUGAUCCAGAGACCAGUUACACAAGGAGAGAGGGCUGGCGUGCAAAACCUUCAGACCCUGGUGAAGUGCAUCACCCUGCGACGGACCAAGACCAGUGAGGUGAACGGACGUCCUCUGGUGUCACUGCCUGACAAGAAGGUGUACGUGGAGCAGGUGGAGCUCAGCCAGUCGGAGAGGGAGGAGUACGAACGGGCGCGCAAGGAAGGAAAGAACAUCAUCAAGAGAUAUGUAGCAGAAGGGACGGUCUUGAGGAAUUACGCUGAUGUACUAGCAAUCCUGAUGAGGCUCCGACAGCACUGCUGCCACCCUGAUCUGCUGGCAAAGAUACCAUCAGAGUUAGGCGCUGCAGCAACACCAGCAGAACUGCGGGAGCGUCUGAUAGAAAAGUUACGGUUGGUGUUGGCCAGCGGCUCUGACGAAGAGUGUUCAGUGUGUCUGGACUCAGUGCGACUUCCCGUCAUCACACACUGUGCCCACGUUUACUGCCGGCCCUGCAUCGCCCAAGUCAUCAGCACUGAGCAGGAAAAGGCUCGCUGUCCUCUCUGUAGGAGUGAGAUCAAAACCAGUGAACUGGUGGAGUUUCCACCGGAGGAACUGGAAGAAAGUAGUACAAACUCUGAGAGGUGGAGGACAAGCUCAAAGGUGCAGGCGCUGAUGGGAAACCUGCUCAGGCUGCGAUGUGAAGACAGCAGCAUUAAGUAUUUGGUCGUCUCUCAGUUCACUCGAUUCCUCACCAUUCUGGAGACUCCACUCAGAGAGCACAGUUUCAGUUUUGUGCGUCUGGAUGGCACCAUGAACCAAAAAAGGAGGACCCAAGUCAUCCAGGAGUUUCAGAGCUCUGCAGCCGACAGUCCUGUUAUCAUGCUUCUGUCUCUUAAAGCUGGAGGAGUGGGGCUUAAUUUGACCGCUGCUUCCCAUGUUUUCCUCAUGGACCCUGCCUGGAACCCAGCUACUGAGGAGCAGUGUAUUGACCGCUGCCACCGUUUGGGCCAGAAGAAGAAAGUUGUUGUCACCAAGUUCAUUGUCAAGGACUCGGUGGAGGAGAACAUGGUGAAGAUCCAGAGGAAGAAGCAGGACCUGGUGGAGAAGGCGUUCGGCUCCACAAAUGCCGACAGAAAAACAUCUCGUAUCGACGACAUCCGAGCUCUAAUGGAGCUGUAAUGGACUUUAACCGAUGCAUCAACGUGAAAACAACCUGGAAAUAGAAUUUGAAUUGUAACAGUCUGACAGUGUUCCUUUAUUGGGACAAGAGUUGCACAGAAUUUUUGUACACUUUAAAGUUUGAUUUAUAGAUGAUUUUUCAUGUCUUUAUUUGUUUUACUUCUGCUUUUAUUCAGUUAGUCAACACUUUAAUACUGAUUCAGUUGCAGGACGCUUCAUGUGGAAAGCUGUCAUAUUUGUUCAGCUGUUUUUCUUGAUUUUGUUAAAAGUCAUCACCCUGGAACGGAGACUGGAUCGAGAUACUCGCCUUUUGUAUCAGUUUGAGAUUUUACUAAGAAAAAUGUAACAGGUGUGAAGAUGCUGGAGUUUUUUCAGCAAUCCUGAAUUAAAGAAAUGCAGACCACUGA
Messenger RNA from Amphiprion ocellaris (clown anemonefish), 3412 nucleotides. It is a transcript of the gene hltf, whose product is annotated as helicase-like transcription factor. NCBI's taxonomy places the organism in Eukaryota, Metazoa, Chordata, Actinopteri, Pomacentridae. The record is from RefSeq and is a predicted model, not a curated record. The coding region runs from base 138 to 3005 and encodes 955 amino acids. Gene Ontology annotation, molecular function: nucleic acid binding; hydrolase activity, acting on acid anhydrides, in phosphorus-containing anhydrides; zinc ion binding. The transcript has 25 exons.